Messenger RNA from Athene cunicularia (burrowing owl), 3523 nucleotides. RefSeq names its product RAB27A, member RAS oncogene family (gene RAB27A). The record is from RefSeq and is a predicted model, not a curated record. Gene Ontology annotation, molecular function: GTPase activity; GTP binding. Gene Ontology annotation, cellular component: melanosome; secretory granule. The transcript is spliced from 8 exons. The coding region runs from base 531 to 1196 and encodes 221 amino acids. Gene Ontology annotation, biological process: melanosome transport; positive regulation of exocytosis. NCBI's taxonomy places the organism in Eukaryota, Metazoa, Chordata, Aves, Strigiformes, Strigidae.
GGUGGUUGUGUGGGGCUGGCGGCUCUGCGUGCGUGUGAAUUUUGGAGUUGUUAUUCUGAACUACACUGGUUUUAUUUUCUUUCUCUGCCAAUACUACCUGUAGAUGAGAAAUGGCUCUUUUUGCGUGACUAUGGUAUUCAAGAGAUCUGAGCUGUGCCAGGAAACUCCUCACUGAAGCACCCUUGGAAAACUCCAGGUCCAUUUGCAGGUGUUAAACAUAGGAAUAAAUGGGCUGUGAUCUGUGUAAUCUCUUCCCAGCCAUGCUGUCAGGCAGCACCCUCCUUAAACACGGAGACAUGAGGCACACCUCUUUAUCUCUGGGCACCCAUCAACAUGAAUGCAAACAGGUGACACGUAAGCCUCUUGGCUGUGUGCUAAAAAGGUGGUGCUAGAAAAAUACUCCUGCUGGAAGUACUAUCUCCAGUGUGGCCUAACUGUUCCUUUAGCAGUGUUUGGGCAGGAGAGAGGAUUUAAAAAAACAAAACAAAAACACCCAGACCCCUCUUGCUGGUGUCUCCUGAAUUAUCACUAUGUCUGAUGGAGACUAUGAUUACCUCAUAAAAUUUCUAGCACUUGGUGAUUCUGGAGUAGGAAAGACCAGCCUUCUUUACCAAUAUACGGAUGGCAAAUUUAAUUCCAAAUUCAUCACAACGGUGGGCAUUGACUUUCGGGAAAAGAGAGUGGUGUAUAGACCCAAUGGGCCAGAUGGCAUUGGUGGCAGAGGACAGAGGAUACACCUUCAGCUCUGGGACACUGCAGGGCAGGAAAGGUUUCGUAGCUUGACAACAGCUUUCUUCAGAGAUGCCAUGGGAUUUCUUCUACUGUUUGAUCUGACAAAUGAGCAAAGCUUUCUGAACGUCAGGAACUGGAUAAGUCAGCUACAAAUGCAUGCAUAUUGUGAAAACCCUGACAUUGUAUUAUGUGGAAACAAGAGUGAUCUGGAAGACCAAAGAAUGGUGAAAGAAGAAGAGGCUAAGGAACUUGCAGAAAAAUAUGGAAUACCCUAUUUUGAAACCAGCGCAGCUAAUGGGAAUAAUGUCAGCAAAGCCAUUGAAACUCUGCUUGACCUCAUUAUGAAGCGCAUGGAACGGUGUGUGGAUAAAUCCUGGAUCCCAGAAGGGGUGGUGCGCUCCAAUGGGCACAGCUCUACAGAACAGCUGAACGAGGAGCAAGAAAAAGGCAAAUGUGGCUGUUAACUCAGUUACAGUCAACUUUCAUGUAUAGGAUAUAGUACAGUUGCAGCUUAACUGUUUAACUUACGGACAAAUCACACUGUGUCGUUACUUAAUGAGCUGUAUUAAUUCUUGAUACUAAUUUUUUGGUUUUUUCCUCUCAAACAACAUUGACCCUUGCUUGCAAGGCAUGCAGUUUUAGUGAUAGGACAGAGGUUUAAUUUGGUAUAGCACUGGAUAUUCCUUUCCAUCUCUGCUUUGGAGGCGAGGGAAGGAGAGGAAUUUUCUUUACCGAAUUUAGAAACAUCCCUCUGUAUGGGCCUUCUGAAUUGACGGAUUUUCAACCGCCCUCUGAAGACUCUGUUAUCUACACAGACUAGGCAUGCAGAUUAGUACUGUGAUAGCUCUUGCUCUCUACUAACAGCAAGCUUAUCAACAUGGCUCUUGGUUUUGAACAGAAUUACUUCAUCUUUUUCAUCAAUCAAUAACAGUCUUAAAGAGCAAAUUCCGUGUUUUCCACAAAAACCUGCAAGUGGCUUUUCCUUGCUCUCUCAAACCAUCAGUUUUUAGUGAUGAAAACCAGAAGCAAGCUAUUCUGUAUAGAACAAAAAACUAGAGAGAAGCAUAUGUAGAGCACUUUGGGUAUGUCAUGAAAUUGAACAUGUAAACUACAACUGUACUAUAUAAAAUAUAUUCAGCGCAGCCUAUGAGACCUCCUGGCGUCAUUUGAAUUUCUGGAACAUGCGUGUACAUACAGUUAGAUGUGAAUGGCAUAACUGUACCUCUGUUACGUUUCUUUUCACCACUCGUGUUUUAACAGGAAUGGAGAGCAACCUAGCUGUCAGCAAAAUUUCAUCAGAGCUAGUGCUUUGCACUGAAUUUGUUUUGCCAAACACAUAUUUGGAAUGUUUCUUCAAAUUUGGAUUGAAAAAUGAGUUAUGAUUGUCUUCUGGUGAGAUGCAGCUAAGAUACCAGUUCUAUAAAUCUAUAAUGCUCACUUUAUUCUGCCAGCCUUAGUGUCCUGUACGUCUUGGUUAUCGUAUAUUCAUUUAUGUCUUGUUAAUAUCUUUUAGGUUGUCUUUAAAAAAGAGUAGAGUUGCUUCUUCUUCCCCUCGCCCCCAUCACAUAAAUGUCAAUUUUUCGUUUCAGUGGAUCGUGUUACUUUUUGAUCAUUUUUAUUUAUUCAUACAACCUAAGGAACAAUCAGUAUUUUUGGGGUCAUUUUCCAGACUGAUUUAUAAGAAGUGCCUGCUAAACUGUUUUCUACCCUGGCAGGGGUUGUAUAACUGUAAAGUAUUGCCAAUUAAAAGUCCUAAGAUGCCAAAUAGAGUCUUGUUACAGACUUUCCAGAGCAGUUUGUUUACAAAACUCCAAAGCUAUUACUCCUUUAGAAAUGGCGUAUUUAUUUAAUUAAACAUUCUAACUACUGCAAUUUCAGGCAAGCAUUGAUACCAGUUGUGAAGAUGAACUGCAGCAUAACACAUUUUUUGAAGGACCAAAAAUGUUUCUAGAAUAGGAGCUAAUAAAAAAAAAAAAGUAAGCUUCUGAUUAUAUUAAUAAUACAAGUGAUAAAACUUGGUUCUUAAAAUAUUUUACAAAGUAAUGCAUUGUUCUUUAACAAACACAACAUGUAAAUAUUAGAUUUUUAUCACAGCCUACACAGAAUGUUUUAAAAGUGCAAUAUAAUUUGACUGCUCUAGGGCUAGCACAGAGAUGAAAGCAAUUUAUAUUGAAUAAAUACAGGAGUGUUUUUCUGCUGUACGACACCAAGACGGUAAAAUGCUUGUGGACCCGAGUUACUGUAGUUUCACUCAGAGUGCCUUCUGAAGUUACCAUCAUGUUGCUGACCAGUAGAGUAUCAAACUCUACUGUAGGACACAAUACUAAUCAAUGUACUUCAGUGUCCGGAUUUCUUUUAAUGUAACUCUGCUUUUCAGAGGGUUGCAGUGGGACUGUGUCAUGCAUUAACUUUAAUGGGAGUUUUUGUGCUUACAGCUCCAUCUAGUUCCUGAAAAUAUUACAGAUUAUUGCAAUCAACUACUGAGCUAAGUGACUACUGAAAUGGUGUAAAAAUAUUUUCUUUUGAAUACUUAUGUUUAAUUUGGAUAUUUGGAUAUUAAAUAUUAAAUACUGAAACUGUCAUAUAUUUGUCAUGCAUAUUAUAUGUAACUGUUUACUGUAUAAAGAGUGUCUACUUAAAAUUGCUUUGAUGUCAGCCUUUGAAAUGUGCCAUAAGAUUUAUCUGUUUGAAUUAUUCUGUGACAACUUUUGUUCCCUUUUUAACUCUCAUGACCAAUCAUGAUGUUUCUUGACAGUGAAUUACACUAUUCUCACUAGUCUAGCACUGUUUU